AAUACGGUAGAUGGACAACGGACAAAACAGUGACUUACACAGGAAGUAAAGUUUAAUCAGAAGGUUUGCUCAGUUUGACAACAAUACCACAACACUAUACUUGUGGAUUAGAUAUUUAAUCUUAAAUUGAUUGAAAACGUAUUUAAAGUAAAAAUGCUGAUCAAGGUUAAGACUCUCACUGGCAAAGAAAUAGAGAUCGACAUUGAGCCCACAGACAAGGUGGAGAGAAUUAAAGAAAGGGUGGAGGAGAAAGAGGGGAUUCCACCUCAACAACAAAGACUAAUCUACAGUGGAAAACAGAUGAACGAUGAGAAGACAGCUGCAGACUACAAGAUCCAGGGAGGCUCAGUGCUGCAUCUGGUCCUGGCGCUAAGAGGGGGGCUAGUCUGCCACUGUUCCAGCAUACACCUCAUCUCCUAGUGGGCAGUGGGCAGAGUUUGUCAUCGUCACACCAUGUUGCAACACAGAGCAGCAAUGUGGACUGCUGUAAUUCCUCUGUUUUUGUAACCACUGUUGGAAUUUAAGCAAGUGGGACACUGAGUUUUUUUUGGCUUGUGAAUAAAAGGUGAAAUGUA
Molecule: messenger RNA, 575 nt
Organism: Oncorhynchus mykiss (rainbow trout)
Lineage: Eukaryota; Metazoa; Chordata; Actinopteri; Salmoniformes; Salmonidae
Product: ubiquitin-like protein NEDD8
Molecular function (GO): protein binding
Source: RefSeq, a predicted model, not a curated record